Molecule: messenger RNA, 2368 nt
Organism: Merops nubicus (carmine bee-eater)
Lineage: Eukaryota; Metazoa; Chordata; Aves; Coraciiformes; Meropidae
Product: protein NLRC5-like
Exons: 29
Biological process (GO): activation of GTPase activity; nucleocytoplasmic transport
Cellular component (GO): cytosol; nucleus; perinuclear region of cytoplasm
Molecular function (GO): small GTPase binding; GTPase activator activity
Source: RefSeq, a predicted model, not a curated record
GCUUAAUAACAACCAGAUCUCCCUGAAUUCUGUGUUUGUCUUAGCUCAGUCCUUAUCCAGACUGAAACGCGUGAAAACAAUGGACCUCAGUUUAGGACACAUGCAGGUGGUUCAUCUGACCUUUUGGGAAAGAACCAGGAUCAGGAGUACCAGCAGAUGGAGAAGUAGUUUCCUGGCACAUCCCAAGCAUGAAGCAAAAGGACAAUGCUUUCGUCUCAGGAACUGCAGGCUGGAUCCAGAGGAUGUGACCAAGCUGUGCCAGAUACUCACUCAAUGUCCCUGUCUGACAGAAAUUGAUCUGUCUGGAAAUUCAUUGCAUGACCAGAGCAUUGAGAGAUUACUGAGCUUCCUGCCACACCUCUGCCAUCUGACACUACUGAGUAUUAGGAAUAACAGAUUUUCCCCACGUUGCAUUGUCUUCCUCACCAACUCCAUCAACCUCUGUGAGCGGAUCAGAAUGGUAGAAGUCCGGUCAAGUGAAAAUGCUUUUUUGAAUUUAAGAGCAAGCAUGAGAAGCCAAAAGACAUCCUGCAGGCUGACGGACUGUGCUAUCGGUGAAGGGCAGAUAGAUGAGCUCUGCAGAGUCCUGGAGCAACACAGGUGGCUGGCAGAAUUGGAUCUCUCCAGGAACCAGUUGGGAGAUGAAGGCCUGAGAUGCCUCUUGGACCACUUGCAUCAAGUGCUCAUUAGCUGUUCUCUCAAUCUCAGCCAUAAUGGGGUUUCUCAGGCUGGAGUUCUGCAUCUCAUAAAUGCCUUCGCUACAUCUGGGAAUACCACUGAAGUUCAAGUCAGUUUGUGUUCCAAAGCAACUUUAAUCAUCAAGUUGAUGAGCAGAGAUGAUUCAAGAAAGAUUUUGAGACUGGCAGAGUGCAACUUUCAGCCAGAGCACUUGGAAAAGUUGUGCUUGCUCUUGGAAAAGUGCACUGGUCUGACAGAGUACAUGUCCUCAAAUAACAACAUGACAGUCCAGGCUGUGGAGAGACUUUUACAUUCACUAAGGAAAAAUCGGGGUCCUCUGAAAAUCAGCAUAGAAGAGCCAUGGGUGCGUAAAGAAAGUGUCACAAAACUUCUUGAGCUGGGUGUCCAGGCCUGUGGAAACAUUACUGAGAUCACGAUAUGUAAAGAUAAACCCCUCUUCCAAUUAGGCAUAAGGUUCCCACAUCAUCUGGAGAAGGUAGAAUCGGUCAUUAGCAGGUUGAAUCUGUACAAGCCAGAAAUCAAGUACGCUGGCUUCUACCAAAGGAUUUGUGAAAAAUGUGCUCAGCUUCAGGAACUGAGAUGGUCUCACGUUGAGCUCCAAAAUGAUGAAGCAGAAAUGCUAAUCAGGAUUUUUCUGCCUCUUCCAGAGCUGAAGAAAUUUGUGCUGACCUCGAGCAGUAUUUUGCCAGCUGGGCUCGGUUACUUGUUCACGGGCUUGCAGACUUGCUGGGUGCUGGAAGAGCUCAACCUGGGCUACAUGAAACUCAGCAGUGCUGCCAUUCCUCAGCUGGUCCUGGGACUUCGUGAAAUGCCGUUUCUGAAAAGGCUUGUCUUGAACCAUAACAGUAUUGGUAAUGAUGGGUGCUCCAAACUUGCAGAAGCCUUGAGGAACAUGCACUACAUAGAGGAAAUCAAUUUAAGUCACAACAAGAUUGGAGAUCCAGGCCUGAUAAAUCUAGCUGCUGUCCUGCUGGAAAUGCAAAACCUGAAGAGAAUUGACCUUUCAGGGAACAGUCCUAGUCCUGCUGGAGGGGAAAAGCUGAUGGAAGCUCUUGCCUAUUGCAAGCACAUCGAGGAGUUAUUACUGUCAAGGAAUGUUUUUGGAGACAAGACAGCAGUGAAACUUGCCCUCUGUCUGCCUCACAUGACCAACCUGAAGGUCCUGCACUUGCAGGACACUAACACUGGGCCAGCGGGAGGCAUGGAGCUGGCCAGAGCAAUGGUGGCAUGUGAGCUGCUGGAAGAGAUAAGUUUAUCAGAAAAUGACCUUGGGGAAGGAGCCAUCCACACCCUGUCCAAGGGGCUGCCACGCUUCAAACAGCUCCGGAAGAUUGACUUGAAACUCUGUGGAAUCUCUGAUGAUGCUUCAAAAUCACUUUCUCACAGCUUUCAACAGUGCCCUUCCGUGGAGGAGAUAAUACUGUCCUGGAAUGCCCUUGGAGAUGGAGGAGCCCAAGAGUUGGCCAGUGCUCUCCCAGGGAUGGAAAAGCUGAAGACGCUGGAUCUGGAGAAAAAUUGCAUUGGUGCCUGUGGGGCCACAAAGCUGGCAGAGGAACUUGCCAAGUGCCCAGAAAUUCAGUUCAUAAGGCUGUGGGACAAUCCAGUGCCCAAGAGCUUUGCUGAGAAUUUGGCAAGCCAAGAUCCAAGACUGUGUUUCUCCUUCUACUAG